CUUAUUAUGGCCUGAGUUCUGUGUAAAUUCUGUUAACGUUCGACCGGGUAUUUUCUAAACGACCCGAGUUCAAUUUAUAUAGUGAACACUGGACGAAGCUUCGAUAUUACGCGUUAUUAACACGGAUGCAGCUAGACGGAGUACGAUUGUUUAUCGGAGGAACACGGAAACGACGAGCUGAGUAACGAGACUGAACUUGGAUGACGAGUUAAUUCUUCAUCCAGAGGUGAAAGGGUAAGAUGGCAAUCGGCGCGCCAAAAAGGAGAAGCAAUCAUCCCCGGGGAAUCGCGACGGACGCUCAUCAACGGUCAAACUGUUAAAGUGUAGCCCCGUCUUCGAGCCGGUUCAACAAGAAUCACUUCCGGCCACUGUACACACCCACGCACAGCAAUAUCCGUGCGAGCUGUCCGAGGGGCGACGGCGAACGGGCCACGGCCGGAACUACCGUGGAAGGCUCGGCGGUUUGAUUGGAUUUGCGGUUCAGCCCAGAUUUGGUAUUAAGAAGGAUGGGUUGGACACUCACCGGUCUUGGGGUGGCUUUGGUCAUUGUCGCCGUGGCUGGCGCCGCCCUGGCUCUCUGCAGAAGGUAUCGCAUCGGGUGGCAAUGGGGACCGAGGAACGUGUGGAACGUCUGCGAGGAAUGGCGGCAAAGGUUGUCCUGGCUGUGGGCGCCGCGGGAAGAGAAGGUUGGCCUGGUGAAAGCACAAUAUCCGACGGCGCAGACAAUCCCUGGCUUGUAUCGGCAAACUGGAAACACGUCUCAGCAUCUGCUUCACAGCGACAGCGACCUCAGGCUCGACGCGCAAGGAGCUUUCACAAGAUUCGAAUCAGUGGACAGGGACCUCCAUCCGCCUCUGAGCACCACCGGCAGCGCAAUACCGCCGCAACCUCUGAGGCCGGCGCCCCAACCGGGGCCACCUGCUCGUCCAAGGCUGCCUCCACUUCAGACCUCGAGUACCAUAGACUACCUAAGAAUGCAAGAGUCUGGCCCGGGUCCAUUAACUCCGCCCCCGUCGUUGCAAAGGCCGUCGGUUCCCUCGAGACCCGCCAGGCCGUCCGUCUUUCUCUUCGAGACGCAGCCGCCGAUCCAGAGCUACGGACUCCACAAAGCGCCGAACGAAUCUUCUCCGUUCAGGUACGAGGAGGCCGGCACGAACUCGGUCGCGGACAGCAUACACAUGGACUCGCGGCUGCGAUACGAGCUGGAGGAAGAGCGGCGGAAGGAGAAUAGGUGUAGCCCUUACAGGCAAUUCGACGCUGUCGAGUCGUCGGCUAGGAUGAGGUACGGAGUCCACGGUGGACAGAUGUCCAACCUAGACGGUAAGGUCGAAGAGGACAACAGCACCGGCUACGGUGGCCACGAGAUCAAUCAGAGGAACCACAUGGUGACCAUCAGCCAGACCGUCGUGGAGCCUAUGUUCAAACCAGGCGCGUUGCCCAAGAUGCUGCACAGCACGCAGAGCCUGGGCAACGAACACGAGCACAAGAGCAACGAGAUGCAGAGCAUCGAGAUGAAACCGUUCAGGAGCUGUAGCCUUCAGGACAACAUAGACACGUCGUAUUUGUUCUGGGAGUCGCAAGGCUUGCAGAAGGUGUCCCAGUACAUCCGCAGCCUGCCCGACCGCCCCAUCUACGACCCGAUGAACGAGCUGGACGAGGAUCACGUGUUGUACGACGACACGAUCGCGGAGCCGAUCAACGUGAUGAACUUCAACACGGACUCCACGCCUAGCCCGGUACCGCCGCCGCCGGCGCCGCCUGAUCCUCUACAAGAUGUGCCAAAGAAGAACGGGAAGAUCACCGGCGAGAGGAUAUUCAACGCUCUCAGAUUGUCCACCCUGCAGAAUUACAUCGACCCGUCGAAGUUUUACAAUUCGAUCCUUUCCUCGCCGCAACAAACCGAACAGUACUCUUUUCCGUCGAGAUUUCCGUCGCUGAUAGAGGAUAGCAUCAAUAGUCAGUUGCAGAGCGAUAUUCAAGAUAUUUACGGAGAAAACGAUUCCGACGUGUUAAGCGUUGAUGGUUCCAAACGCAGCUCUGAUCUGUAUAGUCCCGAGCUCAAUUUGGAAGCUCAAAGGACUGCGCAAGAGGUUUAUAAUAGUUUACAAAAUCCUCCGUCGUCGCCAUUGUUACUCAAAAAUCACAAUCAUGAGAUCUAUGCCGAUGAGACUGAUCCUAGUUUAACGAGGACUUCGGAGGAUAUUCUGAAUAGUAUCGAACAAAGGAGAAAAAGUAUGGAAAGGCAGAACGGCAUAUUCGACGAGCUGAACGAGCUCGAGGACACCCAUGCGUUUGGCUUCUUUUGCAGAAUGCGAAACAACCAAGACUUUGGCAGCGUGUUCGACGACAUACACAUGAAACAGAGAUCGUAUCAGGAGGCGUUCAUCACGAAUUCAACAAUGAACGAUUACAAUGGGAUCAGCCCCGGAAAUCGGCGAGGGUCGCAGGGACCGGAACCGGAGCCUCCGCCGGAUGAAUCGAACCUGAAGAGGGCGUUAAGCUGCGAGAGCAUGUGCUCGGACACCAGCGUGGUAAUUACUGACCUCGAAGAAGCGCCUAUCGUCGGAUUGGUCUGCCUCGGCGUCGAAUACGACAUCGGCCGUGGUUUAUCCGUCAGUAUCCUCGAGGCAAAGGAUCUCCUUACACCUGACGGACAACCUGCACAAAAUACAUACGCUAGAGUAUCCCUAGUAUCGGACACAAUCUACACGGAUCAUCACCUGAAAACUAGACUGUACAAGGGAAGUUCGUCGCCGAGUUACCAGCAAAACUUUUUGAUCGGCCUUCACGGUCCUCCCACCGGCAGCAUUCUGCUUAUCGAAGUGUUUUCCAGUGUGGAUGACAAUGACACUCUGAUAGGAAGAGCAACGUUUCAACUGGGACCUGUACCGAGGGCGCCAGCAACAACAUGGUUACCCCUUACGGGGUCACCUCUGCCGACGCCACAAUUAGGUGAAUUAAUGUUCUCCUUGAGCUACUUACCAACUGCUGAAAGACUCACCUUGGUUGUCGUGAAGGCGAAGAAUUUGCGUGGCGUUAGUAAUGUGCCGGGGGAUUUCUUCGUUAAGGUUUAUUUGCUGCAACAAGGGAAGAAAAUCCACAAAAAGAGGACGUCCAUAAAGAAAGGCGAAAACAGUCCAAUAUUCAACGAGGCAAUUAUUUUUGAUGUCUCCACGCUCGCUCUUCAGCACAUACAGCUGAGAUUAACCGUAGCAGAGAUAAACGGCGAUCAGAGCAUAAGCUCGAAGCCGUACUCCGUCGGGCACAUUAUCGUGGGACCUACGUCGACCGGAAGAGCGUUGGAGCACUGGACGCUGAUGCUGGCGAACGUGAGACACCCGAUCGCCAAGUGGCAUCCGCUCAGAAAGUGAACGUAGACGUCGCCGAUGUAGGGAGAGAUGUUGUAUACGGUUUACGUUUCGAGGUAUACAUGGAGAACGGUAAUGUUGUCCGACUUUUUGUGCAUAGAUUCUAUAAUAGAUUCCCGUGGCGUAGGAAAAAGACGUGUAGAAGAAGCUUUAGCCGUUGCGUUUCCCGCCGAUUAUUAUCAAUAAGAGAAACAGAGAACGUAGCCCGUUUCGUUAAGACGCAUCGCAAAACUGGUGAAUUACAGGGUGCUGACGUAUUAAGGCCUCAAGUAACCUCACGACAUUUUCCAUUAGCGUUGUAACUAUGAUAAGUAUGUAAGUGAUUCCUCCGUGUCUCCGGCAUUCCACCGUUCUCCUCUAUACUUUACCAAAACGCGGAGGCGUGCGAGCUCUCUCGUCUUUUCUCCUGUACGUUCGCUCGACGCGUUCCUGGCGCAACUGGAGAACGCGUGUUCUUCGAAUUUAACGGUAAACUUACCGAAUAACUGGGAUGACUUAUUCCUGAUCUCUUCGAAAAAUUGAAACGAUACAUUUGCCGAGAUUCGAUUAGUCUUGUUUACGUGUAAAUACACGAUUAACUCUUUGCACUCGAGUUUGUCGUUACAAACUGUAAAAUUUUGUCGUUGAACAUAUUAUAUUUAUAUCUAUAAUCGAUAAGAAACAGUAGAAUACACUCAUGACUUUUCUUUUCAUUCGAGUAUAAUUGAUUUAUAUGUUAAAAUGCUUUUUCUAUUAAAAUUACUUGUAGUUGCUGGUAAUGUCAGCGAGAAAAGGCUUCGAGUGCGAAGGGUUAAUUUAAUUACCGAUAAGUUAGCUACGACGUUUCGACGUCUUCGUUCUAUUUCGGUGCACCGGGAGAACCUCUGUGAAAUCAUCUUGAUUUAACGAGGCAAAUGUUCAAAGUACGCACCGACGCGGAAAAAUCGUACGAGAACGCGUUCCGCGCACGUUCCUGCGAAUCGAGCUGAAACAAUCGCACGCCUCCGCGCACACUCCUACACGUGGUGCAAGCGAUAUGUUGGAGUUAGAAAAAUCAACCGAACAGAACGGUUCACCGAAGAAUUUAAGAUCCACCAUCAUCAUUUCCGACUAAGUGGUAUUAUCGAUGUCAAGCUCGUAUCUUGUCGUACGUGUACUAAAUGGAAAUGCAUGAUAUGUUGUGUCGCUUAAUGUAAGAUUCCACAAAAGAACAAGCAACAAAAACAAGAAAAACGACAAAAAAAGAAAAAAGAUGGACGACGACUCUGUGAUCACGGGCCCGCUCGCGGCACGUCCGCGUCGACGAAUUGGAGACGAGGGACGAACAACGGGUUAAACGGGAGGAGAUUCAUUGA
This is a messenger RNA of Nomia melanderi (Alkali bee), 4702 nucleotides long. Lineage: Eukaryota; Metazoa; Arthropoda; Insecta; Hymenoptera; Halictidae. The record is from RefSeq and is a predicted model, not a curated record.